AUGACGAGAGUGGGAGGAAACAAAUACUUGGCUGGAAAGUGUGAUUAUCAAAAAGCCAGAGAAAAGCUGAGGGCUUCGCUGACCUGUAAUACAUCGGAGCUACAAACAGAUGACGAACAAGAAGUAGUAGUAGCUAGGAAAAGAAAAAUUAAGCCAAGGCUCAUCUUUGGUGAUACAGACUCUGAAAGUGAGCCAGAGGAGAGGAACAAUACAAGACCCACUUAUCACUCCCUCACUCCAGCACCAACUAUUCCUCCACCGACUCCUAACUUUUCAGCUAGACCUCUGCCAGAUCCGAAUCAUGCUGAACAUCUUCAUUUCACUGCACCAACUAUUCCUCCACCGACUCCUAACUUCUCAGCUAGACCUCUGCCAGAUUCGAAUCAUUCUGAACAUCUUCAUUUCACUGCGGCUGCACCACUUGCUCCCGUCCCUCCACCUUUCAUACCUUCAAGUCCUCCAUGCCAGAUUUCUGCUGGACCUCUGCCUGAUCUGAGGCAAUGUGAUCGUGGUAGUUACACAGGUCCAGUGGCACUUGUUCCUACCCCUACGUCUCGCAUACCCUCAAGUCCUAGGCGCCGGAUCACUGCCACUCCUCUUACAAAUGACUAUCAAGGCCAUUGUUUUGUCCCCACUUUUAGACUGGGGAGGACUGGCACUGCACCUGUUCCUUGCUCUGCGGCUGAGCUGCACAUUCUAACUUUGCUGGAACAUAUCAAGGAGCAGCAGAUGCAGCUGGCUGCUGCUGUAAAUAACAUUGCUGCAAGAAUGGGGACGGAAACUCCUAUAGCUGAGAUGCCUCAAAAUAUCAGUGUUCCGCUGGCCACCAUGUCUGAAGUGGAAGAAUUGGAGGAGUGGCUUAAAGAUGCUAGAAACUCGCAUGCUAAGCAAAACAUGAUUUCGGCUCUCGGUGCUGUAGGAGGACAGAACUCCAAAAGAGUAACUUGGAAUGUACUUUCGAGGAUUUUCUCAAACACAGUGGCCAAACAGAUUAAUUGGAAAGGAGUAAACGGGAAAAGAAGUUUUAAAGAAAUGCUGACACAAACUCUGUUGAUCAAGGCUGUACGGAAGAACCAAGUUGCUAGCAGCGCAUCGGACAACGAAAUUAACCAGCAUGCCAUCCGCUGGUUCAACCUGGCCUCUGACCGCGGAGGUGGCCGCAAAGAACGUGCCAUGGCCAGAGAUGCAUUAACCAUGGAAUGAACGCAUCGGCCAUCCCACACUCUCCAUGUUUGUUGGACGUUAUGUGAGGGCUGUUUGCUGCUUGCAGAAAUUAGCUGUAGAAAUGUUCUGUUAGCAGUU
Messenger RNA from Pimephales promelas (fathead minnow), 1302 nucleotides. The record is from RefSeq and is a predicted model, not a curated record. Lineage: Eukaryota; Metazoa; Chordata; Actinopteri; Cypriniformes; Leuciscidae.